Lagopus leucura (white-tailed ptarmigan) is the source of this 744-nucleotide messenger RNA. It is a transcript of the gene MCTS1, whose product is annotated as MCTS1 re-initiation and release factor. The transcript is spliced from 6 exons. Bases 56 to 601 code for a protein of 181 amino acids. The record is from RefSeq and is a predicted model, not a curated record. Gene Ontology annotation, molecular function: RNA binding. Gene Ontology annotation, biological process: formation of translation preinitiation complex. Lineage: Eukaryota; Metazoa; Chordata; Aves; Galliformes; Phasianidae.
CCGCCGGUCCACGCCCGGCCCAGGCUCUCGCUCGCCCGGCGCCCACCGCCCCAGGAUGUUCAAGAAAUUUGAUGAAAAGGAGAACGUAUCAAACUGUAUCCAGCUGAAGACUUCAGUUAUUAAAGGUAUUAAGAACCAACUGAUAGACCAGUUUCCUGUUAUUGAACCAUGGCUAAACCAAAUUAUGCCAAAGAAAGACCCUGUCAAAAUAGUAAGAUGUCAUGAACAUAUAGAAAUCCUCACUGUGAAUGGAGAAUUGCUGUUCUUCAGACAAAGAGAAGGGAUUUUUUACCCAACACUAAGAUUACUUCACAAAUAUCCAUUUAUUCUACCACAUCAGCAGGUUGAUAAAGGAGCCAUUAAAUUUGUACUGAGUGGAGCUAAUAUAAUGUGUCCUGGCCUGACAUCUCCUGGAGCAAAACUUUACCCUGCUGCCGUUGACACUGUUGUUGCAAUAAUGGCGGAGGGGAAACAACAUGCAUUAUGUGUGGGAGUCAUGAAGAUGUCAGCUGAUGACAUUGAGAAGGUCAACAAAGGGAUUGGUAUUGAAAAUAUCCACUAUUUAAAUGAUGGUCUUUGGCAUAUGAAGACAUACAAGUGAAACAAAAGGAACUGUGUUACUCCAAGGGAAUGCACUUAGGUUAAAUGUGGACUGCUUUGUAAUUCCUCGUUUUUAAUGUGACUGAAUGUACAAAUUAUUUUGUUCUGUGGCAAUGCUAAAUAAAGCAAGUGAAUGCAAAAGUA